AUGAAGGCCAGCAUUCUAAGUAUCGCAGCUCUUGCUUCUGUCGCUAUGGCAGAACUUGAUGCCGAGCAAGUCGAGUCUUUGACUGUUCUUUUCUCUGAUAUCGAAAACAACAUCAACCAGUAUCUUUCAUACUUGUCUUCGAACUCUGACGUUACUUUCCCAACCAACUUGAUCGGAAUCUUCAAGUCCAUCGCUACCUACACUGAUGACUCUUACACUACCAUUUUGGCCGCUCUUCCAGACUCUGAGUACGAACAGAUUCAGUCUUUGGAGACUGCUCUUCCAUGGUACACUUCCCGUAUCGAGCCAAAGAUCACUGUUGCUGCUUCUUCUUCAGCCGCUGCUUCAUCUUCUGAGGCUGCCACUAGUGCUGCUGAGACCACUGCUGCUACUACUGCUGCUGCUUCAUCAUCUGAGGCUGCUUCAAGCACUUUGGCUGUUUCUGAGGCUUCUAGUUCCGCUGCCUCAAUCGCUUUGUCUACCUUCUCUGCAGGUGCUGCUGCUAACGCUCCAUACGCCGGCUUGGGUCUAGGUGCUAUGCUCGGUUACAUGCUUUUGUAA
This is a messenger RNA of Brettanomyces bruxellensis, 561 nucleotides long. RefSeq lists its product as uncharacterized. Lineage: Eukaryota; Fungi; Ascomycota; Pichiomycetes; Pichiales; Pichiaceae. The record is from RefSeq and is a predicted model, not a curated record. The coding region runs from base 1 to 561 and encodes 186 amino acids. The transcript has a single exon.